AUGGAGGCGAAGCGUCGCUACGAGGCCAACGAUACGGCCCGCGACACCACUGACAUCCCCCUUGGCGCGCAAGGCCGCCUGGAGGAGAGCCCUGCGGACAUGGACGCCCCUCAGCCGUUGCUUUCGUCUCCGUCAUGUGCGCCUCUUGAGAGGGGCGCUGGGCGCGCCAUUGAGGCCGUCGCAGGCGAGGGCCUGGCAAACGGGCAGAGCUCAAAUACGGAGCCUGCCGCUCAGCAAGUACGGCAGGACUUACAAGGACGGCUUCCUGCAUCGCUUAGCAGCAGCAACAACAACAACAAUAACAACAAAACCACGACGACAGCAGAUCCCGAUCUUGCUUGCGAACCUUUAGCAGCUGUAACCCUAACCCCCGGUGAAAUGUCCUCGUCAGAACCAGUCGCCAUGGAAGAGCCAGAUCAGGCUACGAGGCCACAGUCGCAAGACGAAGAUUCGAAGGUCUCUAGCUCUCUCCAUCCUGUGUCAGAGAUAGGAGAGCUGCCCGAGGAAGAGCUUGAGCUAGCUAGGUUUGCUAGCUCUUCAGAAAACUAUAGCUCUUCCAUCACUGGGAGCAGUCGAGCAAGCUCGCCCUUGAGCGAGCCAGAUACUCACGGCAUUGCAUAUACCUACGAUGGACCACCGGGCCAUAGGAUCUUACACCUCAGACCAACAGCCGAACAGUGGGAGGAUUUCCCUGCACUCCUGGCUUUUGCUCGCAACCUUCAUGCUGAAGUCGACGGCUGCUUCAAGAUCAUCCUCCCAGAAGAGCUUCAAGACCCGCUUCCAGAGAAGGACUCGCAGUAUGUGACGGCCAACGCUUAUCGAAUAAGACAGAUCAACCACAGGACAUUCUGGCAGGUCAGCACCGUACCGAGCGAAGGCGCCUUUUCAUCUUCAGAGCCAGAGGGCGAGCUCUCUGGGAGUGUUGACGAGAAUUUCAAGAAGCUAAAGACGCUUUUCAACAAGAGCAAGGACAAGCAGAUGCGCAACGUGCGUUACCGAGUUGACGUCCCCGCGUGGACAGCUAAGCAGAGACGAGAAGCUGGCGUGCCAGACAGAAGCCCCAUCCACCCGUUGGCCGGCGACAAAUUGGACAAGACAAAAGCGAUUAUUCCCGGAAUCCACACGCCGUAUGUGUACGAAUCAGCACAGCAUUUCGGUGCUACUUUCCAGCUCCACGCUGAAGACUUUCGCCUUUCUUCCCUGAAUCACCUUUACAAGGGUCGCAAGAUUUGGAUUGUGGUCCCUGCUACAGCCGUCGACAUCGCCGAAGAAGCACUUAAUCGAAAGGGCAAGUGUUCGCAAUUUAUGCGACACCGCGCCGAGUUCUUCUUCCCGGAGAAGCUCCAGAAAAUGGGCAUCCCGCAUCGAAUCGUCGACCAGCGACCCGGCGAGACCAUUGUCAUCCUACCAGAUGCCUACCACGAGGGCUUCAGCACGGGAUACACCUUGGCCGAAGCCAAGAAUUAUGCAGACGAUGAUUGGACGGCGGAUACCUAUCAGCCGUGCCAGCCGAGCUGCCAGCUCAUGACGGCUAUACCGGCGGAGUUCAUGAGGCCGCUGCAAGAAGGGGAAGAGAGGCUCGAUCUGUGCGCCGGCUAUAAGGACGUUACGGACGAGGCAUCAAAGGCUUCGGAGCAGCAGCAGCAGCAGCAGCAGCAGCCAGAAGUGGAAGAAUCACUGCACGCCGAGAUACAAUGCAAAUCAAAUCCUACGCUAAAACGACCAAUUGAACAUACCAUUCCAGACGAGAUUGUGUAUAAACAUCCCAGGCUCAAUCAAGAUUUUAAUCACUCUGUACAUGCAAACGUCUGA
Molecule: messenger RNA, 1812 nt
Organism: Trichoderma gamsii
Lineage: Eukaryota; Fungi; Ascomycota; Sordariomycetes; Hypocreales; Hypocreaceae
Exons: 1
Coding region: 1-1812 (603 amino acids)
Biological process (GO): chromatin remodeling
Cellular component (GO): nucleus
Molecular function (GO): histone H3K9 demethylase activity; histone H3K36 demethylase activity
Source: RefSeq, a predicted model, not a curated record